Molecule: messenger RNA, 2054 nt
Organism: Nicotiana attenuata
Lineage: Eukaryota; Viridiplantae; Streptophyta; Magnoliopsida; Solanales; Solanaceae
Product: formin-like protein 6
Exons: 1
Coding region: 337-1728 (463 amino acids)
Cellular component (GO): membrane
Source: RefSeq, a predicted model, not a curated record
UAUUGCAGCUAAUUUUGGUUGACCGUGUAGACAUAUACAUUGAAGAACGAACAUAAAUUAAACUCAACGAACUGAUUAAACAAAUAAGCACGUUGAAAAUUAAUUAAUUAAUUAAAUAAAUAAGCCCAACCCAAACAGCGUAGCCCACAAACCAAAAGGUUGACUUUUGACCAGCCGUGGCCUCAUUUAGUGGUUCCCCACUUAUUCUUUCCUGAGAUCUGCAGCUCACACGUAUUCCAUUUUCUAUCAUCCUAUUCCAAAUUCCAUUCAUUUUAGCUCCCUUUUUGUCCAAAUUUCAUAGUUCAAUUCAAGUAUAUAAACAUUUCUCUUAUUCUGAUGCAUUCAGCAGGUUAUAUCAACAUAAUUUUCUGGUUUCUUGUUAUUGUUGUGAUUGGAUCUGAAUCAAUUACUUCAGACUCAUAUGCCAAAAGCUCACUUGAUUCCUUACUUCAGCAAUAUGCAUUCAGGGAAUUGACCUGGCCAAGAGCCAGAACUGGUGUUCCCUAUGAUGCAUCUGUCCCCUGCAAUUUGACAGGAAUUAGACUUUCAGCCUUGAUGCUUAGACGACACAACUUAAAACGGAAAAUCUAUGGCUACUAUAGAGAAUUUUUUAUCCCAUCUCGUAUCAUUGAGAAGCCAUAUGCAAGGAAACUUGUUCUGGUUUACCAAAACUUGGCUAAUUGGUCCUCUUUUUAUUAUCCUUUGCCUGGUUACACUUAUCUAACGCCGCUUCUGGGUAUCUUGGCUUAUGAUGCUUAUGAUUUGUAUGCCAAAAAUGUACCCGAAUUAGAUAUUUUAGCACUCAAAGAUCCUAUCACCAUCAGGUUUCCUUAUGUGCAGCCUGCUCCAGAAGGAUCUUUGCCCAAAUGUGUUUAUUUCUACUCCAAUAACUGGGUCGAAUUUCGCAAUGUCAUAGAUGGAAAUAUUUGUGAGACUAGAAUACAAGGCCAUUUUGCUAUAGUUGCUGAGGUGAAAGUUGCUCCAACUCCUCCUCCUACUGCUCCAAGUCCUUCUCCCACAAGUGAUAAUAUUGCCCCGAGUCCUUCUUCUACACCUGAUAAAAUUGCCCCGAGUCCUUCUCCCACAGCUGGUGGAAUUGCUCCGAGUCCUUCUCCUACAGCUGGUGGAAUUGCCCCGAGUCCUUCUCCCACAACUGAUAAUAUUGCCCCGAGUCCUUCUCCCACAAGUGAUAAUAUUGCUCCGAGUCCUUCUCCCACAACUGAUAAUAUUGCCCCGAGUCCUUCUCCCACAGCUGGUGGAAUUGCUCCGAGUCCUUCUCCCACAGCUGGUGGAAUUGCCCCGAGUCCUUCUCCCACAACUGAUAAUAUUGCCCCGAGUCCCUCUCCUACAGCUGAUGGAAUUGCCCCGAGUCCUUCCCCCACAGCUGGUGGAAUUGCUCCGAGUCCUUCUCCCACAGCUGAUGGAAUUGCCCCGAGUCCUUCCCCCACAGCUGGUGGAAUGGCUCCGAGUCCUUCUCCCACAGCUGAUGGAAUUGCCCCGAGUCCUUCUCCUACUGCCGAUGAUCAUAAUCAUCAAAAGUUCAACUCUAAAAUGUGGACUAUUUCAUCGGUAUUUCUAAUAUUUGCUCUCUCGGGAAUAUUGGUUGUUAUUGUAAAAAAGUAUAGAUUAUUGGAAAUAAGAGAGAGGUUGGCAGGAGUUGUUGAGCCCUUGUUAGAGAACACAGAGGCGCCAUUGCCAUUGGAAGCUCCAACUAGACCAUUGUCGUAGAAUGAUUACGUGUAUAUGGACAAGUUUACCCAUCCUCUCAAACAAAGCUCGGUGUAUAUAUGAUGAUAUUAUUGACUCAUAGCUUACAUGGGAACCCAUGGGUAAAAUGUACAUGAAAAUAUCCUUAAUGGCUUGUUGCUGAAAGUUAUCAGAACCAAUUCAGUUUCAAUAGUAGUAAAGUAGGUUGGGAUGUUAAUUGUAAUUGUUUUCAUCUGAAUCUACCCCAAGGCCGUCCAAGGCUCAUGUUAAAAGAUUUUAAUGCCUCGAUAUUUUUUUCAAACUUGAUACAUAAAAUAUAUUUUAUGCUUACAAAUUCAUUCGGUUCA